Messenger RNA from Phoenix dactylifera (date palm), 1209 nucleotides. Lineage: Eukaryota; Viridiplantae; Streptophyta; Magnoliopsida; Arecales; Arecaceae. The record is from RefSeq and is a predicted model, not a curated record.
AUGAGCUUAAUUAAAAUAUUAGCAUUUGGAUCAGGGAAAAAGAACGUAGCCUUGGUCAUCCCGUUGGUGGUCCUCUCAGCCAUUUUCAUCUGUUCAUGGAGGAGGAGAACAUUUUUAAAAGUAUCCCGUGAGGAAAAUAAAGACAUUGGAGCUCUGUAUUUCGAUUUGGGCACACUUAGAGCCGCUACUGAUGACUUCUGCGAGACAAACAAACUCGGAGAAGGUGGAUUUGGUCCAGUUUAUAAGGAAAAACUAUCAGAUGGCCAGGAAAUAGCUGUGAAAAGACUUUCCAGAAGUUCACAGCAAGGACUUCCGGAGUUGAGAAAUGAGAUUGAUUUUGUUGCUAAGCUUGAACACAGAAAUCUCGUGAGGCUGUUAGGUUGUUGCCUGGAAGAAAAAGAGAAGCUACUCGUCUACGGGUUUCUCCCAAAUACAAGCCUCGACAAAUUUCUAUUGGAUGCUACCGAUCCCAUCAAACGUGGACUUCUAGACUGGGGAAAGCGCUAUAACAUUAUUGAAGGAAUUGCAAGAGGGCUUCUUUACCUGCACCAAGAUUCUCGCCUCAAGAUUAUUCAUCGGGAUCUAAAAGCAAGUAACAUCUUGUUAGAUCAGCAUAUGAAUCCUAAGAUUUCAGACUUUGGUCUUGCAAAGCUCUCCGAGUCUGAGAAAGAACAUGGAAGCACUAGUAAAAUUGCCGAGACAAAUGGAUACAUGGCACCCGAGUAUGCAAUGCAAGGGUACUUUUCAAAUAAAUCAGAUGUAUUUAGCUUUGGAGUUUUAAUUCUAGAAAUUGCGACCGGUCAAAGGAUCAGCGACUUCCAUGGAUCAGGGGAUUCUACAAAUCUCCUAAGCUUUGCAUGGGAGCACUGGAGCAAAGGACAGGCGUUGGAAAUAAUGGAUCACAGCCUAGGUGAGCUGUACCAUAGGCAAGAAGCUUUGACAUGCAUUCACAUAGGAUUACUCUGUACUCAGGAAGAUAUGAGGAAAAGACCUCGCAUGGCAUCGGUGGUUCUCAUGCUGAGCAAUCAUUCCGUGACUCUUCCAACGCCUUCAACGCCUGCAUACUUUGUUCGAGGUAGAACAACCAUUGAGUCAGACGAGGCUUUGAGAACUACCAAUUCCACUCCAUCUGACUCGUUAACUAUAUGCAACAUGUCAAUUACUGACCCGUUAAGAAACUCCAUGGAUAUUUGGAUAUUUGAUCAUUGA